AUGGUCAUUCUGAUUGACCGGUCUUCCUCUUGCCUGGCCCAGCAACUGCGUCUAAAACUUGUUGCAAGCCGGAUACUAUUUUUUCCUUCAUUCGUCCCAUCUUGUAGCUCCAUUUCUGUCCGAUUUACGAACCCAAUUUUGGGCUCAUCACAACCUUGCAUCUUGACCAUCCGCCCCAUCGGCCCAACGACGGCUGCGCCCAAGUAA
Messenger RNA from Protopolystoma xenopodis, 207 nucleotides. Lineage: Eukaryota; Metazoa; Platyhelminthes; Monogenea; Polystomatidea; Polystomatidae. The record is from the annotation of a GenBank genome assembly.